Molecule: messenger RNA, 639 nt
Organism: Plasmodium malariae
Lineage: Eukaryota; Apicomplexa; Aconoidasida; Haemosporida; Plasmodiidae
Product: conserved Plasmodium protein, unknown function
Exons: 1
Coding region: 1-639 (212 amino acids)
Source: RefSeq, a predicted model, not a curated record
AUGAAGGACAUUGCUCUUUUUUUUUUACCAGUGGGCAUAACUUUAUCAAUUUUGUUAUUAAGCGGCGUAGCGUUGUUUCAACGGAUGGCCAUAUAUGUUCAAAAAAAAAGCAUAAAUUUUCAAAUUUACACCCUCCAAAUAAAUGUAUCUAUAUCAUCAAUAAUAUCACUAUAUACAUUGUUAAGAUUGUCCUGUACAAUAUUUGAGUUAAGAAAUUAUACGGAUGUAAAUGGAAAUUAUGAGAAUAUUGGUUUUCAAAAUAUGAACAGGUCAUAUUUAAAAAAAAUAAGGCUUCAAAGGAAUUUUUGGAUGUUAUUAUUAUGUUCAGUAGCUUGGACAUUUUAUAUUCGUUUUACUUAUUUGCUUUUAUAUUAUCGAGAAAAAGUAAAGAGAAGUGAUAAUGAAUAUGAAAAAGUUUUAGAAGAAAAAAGAGAGGAAAGAAUAUACAAUAAAAUAUUACAAAGCGGAAAAGUAAUACCAAAAAACAGUAAUAUAUUAAAAGAAGAAUAUAAUAAUAUUGUUGAAAAUAAGUACGUAUCCAGUGAUGCAACAACUGAUGGAAAUGAUGAUUCAAAAGAAAUGUCUUCUGUUCUUGCUGACGACAGUAAGAAAAAUGCAAGUAUAAGACAAAGACGUUGA